Messenger RNA from Hymenoscyphus albidus, 369 nucleotides. The record is from the annotation of a GenBank genome assembly. Lineage: Eukaryota; Fungi; Ascomycota; Leotiomycetes; Helotiales; Helotiaceae.
AUGCAGCUCCUCAACAUCCCAGCCGCCAUUCUCCUCCUCACCUCCGUUCUCUCUGUGAACGCUGAACCUGAGGGCCUCCAAUUGCGCUCGUAAGUCGUCUCCUCCUAAUCCAGUCCUAUAUUCUGAGCUUAUGUUGUAAGGCCAAAUCCAGAUGUCGCUGAAGGGCCAGGAAAUCUCGGGUAUGAAGAGAGCUGGCUAGCCAAGCGAGCAGUGGUAAACAAGCGAGCUGAGGGCCCGUUUCCUCCAGGGGAAGGGCAUCCAAUUCCAAAGGCCAGGCGAGCAGGAGCAACCAAGGUCAAACGUGCGGCGGCAGACAAGCGUGCCUCUGGACCAUCCAACGGAGCAACAGGGCAUGCAGUGGUAAACUAG